CUCUUACACUUGUUUGUUUUUUGUUUUUACAGUCCAUAACUUAAACUUGAGCCUGGAAAGAGAUGAUGAGAAAGAUGUCUUGAUGUGUUUAGUUGACAACAAUGAGCACAAACAUGAGAUCCAUGCCUGCUAGACUGAUCUGGAAACACAGACCUGGAUGAUGGGAAGAUUUCCAAAAGCAUUUUUCCAGCAUUUUGGGGGUCUUCUGGCCUCAGAGCGUAUGCACUGCGGUGCUGAGAGGCUGCCCUCCUGCAACGGUGACAGCAGCGGCUCCACCCCCAGUAACCUGGGUGGGGACAGAGAAGGGUACUGAGGCCCCAUCCCUGCCCAAACGCCGUCCCUGCCCACGGUGCAUCUCCGUCCCUCUCCCUGUUUCACGUCCCUUCACGCCCCACGACGGAGUCCUCGUUCCUACCCUCGUCCCCGUGACCCCUCGUAGCCCGCGGCGGGGUUCCGUCCUUAUCCUUGUCUCCACGUUCCCUCGCUCUCCGUGCUGCGGUCCCUUGUCACGUCCCUGACCCCUCACACCCCGUCCCGCUGCCGUUCCCCUCCCGGGACCGCCGCACCGCCGCCAUUUUCUCCGUCGAACGGCGGCUCCAUGGCGGCGGCCUCAGGCGGUCGAGGGCCGCAGCGGCCGAGGGCGCCGGGGCGCAGCCCGUCCCCGGGCGGCUACCCGAGCUCCAAACCGCUCGGCCGGGACGGCUUCGCUUCUCGGCGCCAGGACGGGUCCGUCUCCCCGGGCCCGCGGCGGGAGCUCCCCGGGCACUGUCGGGAGCCCCUCCGCACCGGCGAAGAUGAGGAGAGCGAGGAAGAGGAGAGAGAGGACCUGGCUGAGAGUUCACUGCUCAACAAGCUGCUCCACACCUCUCUGGUAGAGAACAGCCACCACGUGGAGGUGCUGCAGCAGGACCCCUCCUCCCCGCUCUUCUCCAUCAGAACCUUCGAGGAGCUGCACCUGAAAAAGGAGCUUUUGCAGGGCGUGUACACCAUGGGCUUCAACAGGCCAUCGAAGAUCCAGGCAAAUGCUCUGCCCAUCCUGAUGGCGCAUCCACCCCAAAAUCUGAUUGCACAGAGCCAGUCUGGGACGGGCAAAACAGCAGCAUUUGUCCUGGCCAUGCUGAGCAGAGUGAAAGGUGCUGAGAGAUACCCGCAGUGCCUUUGUCUGGCUCCCACUUAUGAGCUGGCCCUGCAGAUUGGCCAUGUGGCAGAGAAGAUGGGGCGGUUCUGCAAUGACAUCAGGGUCACCUAUGCUGUGCAGGGCAACAGAGUGUCCCCAGGCACCGUGCUGGAGGAGCAGAUUGUCAUUGGCACACCAGGCACCAUGCUGGACUGGUGCUUCAAGCGGAGACUGCUCAACAUGAGGAGGAUCUGCAUGUUUGUGCUGGAUGAGGCUGAUAUCAUGAUUGACACGCAGGGAUUCUCCUCCCAGAGCAUCCGCAUCCAGAGGGCUCUCCCCAAGAACUGCCAGAUGCUGCUUUUCUCCGCCACCUUCAAGGAAAAUCUCUGGAAAUUUGCCCUGCAAAUUGUCUCCAGGCCCAUCAUCAUCAAGUUGCGACAGGAGGAGCUCACUCUGACCAACAUUAGGCAGUACUAUUUUGUCUGCCAGAACUGGGAGCAGAAGUAUGAGGCCCUCUGCAACCUCUAUGGCAGCAUCACCAUUGGCCAGGCCAUGAUCUUCUGCCAGACCCGCCGGAGUGCAGACUGGCUCUCGGUGAAGAUGAUUCAGGAUGGGCACCAAGUGGCCAUGCUGACAGCAGAGCUGUCCAUCGUGCAGAGAGCUGAUGUCAUCCAGAGGUUUCGUGAUGGCAAGGAGAAGGUUCUCAUCACCACCAAUGUCUGUGCGAGAGGGAUUGAUGUGGCCCAAGUCACAAUUGUGGUGAACUUCAGCCUUCCCAUCAACCGUCAGAAGCAGCCAGAUUUUGAGACGUAUUUGCACCGCAUCGGGCGCACAGGGCGCUUCGGGAAGAGGGGCAUUGCCUUCAAUAUGGUGGACAGCCACAGCACGCACCUCGUGCGCUGCAUCGAGGAGCAUUUCCAGACUAAGAUCAAGAGGCUGGACCCAGAUUGCAUGGACAAGCUCGAGGAGCUGGAAAACUGAGCAAAAAACAUGGCUUAGCUUCAAAGAACUCACGUUUUGGUUUAUAGUAUAUGGGAAAUCCAGGAGAAAGUCUCCCAGUUUUCUGAGUUCCUGGAGGUGCUUGGUUUGUUGUGACAUUUUAGAAGGAGAGUACGGGGAAAAACCCUCAGCCUAAAAAAAUUAUUCUGAUUGGUUUCUUUGGUGUUUUGGGGGAAGGAAUCUUGGUGUUUUGUGGAGAUGCUCCUUGAUUUUCGGGCAGUGUUUGCCUGUUUUGGGCACUGUUGCUGUUUGGGAUGCUGCUGCCCUGUUCUGGGCUCUGUUCCUUGUUUUCAGGUGGUGGUUUGUGGUUCUGGGGCACUGUUUGUUGGCUGAGGGUACGAUUCCUUGUUUUGUUGGUUGUUGUUGUUUUUUUUUUCUCUGAAGGAAAUAAGUGUAAAGCAGACAAGUCCUAGUUCAGCCAUCUCGGUGUCUAAGAUUUGUGCAGAAACUAGUCCUGAUGAGAGGAAGCACUGUUCUGGAAUGUGUUAAUUUCAAGGUGUGUGGAAACUCUGGGGAACCAAAAAACAGUUUAUUAAAGAUUAUAAACACGAGGGAAAAAUGGUAUUUUUUUUCCUAAUUUCUUUUUUUCCAUUUAAAUAAAAGAGUUUGGUGCUAAAUGA
Molecule: messenger RNA, 2736 nt
Organism: Tympanuchus pallidicinctus (lesser prairie-chicken)
Lineage: Eukaryota; Metazoa; Chordata; Aves; Galliformes; Phasianidae
Product: ATP-dependent RNA helicase DDX25-like
Exons: 11
Coding region: 599-2098 (499 amino acids)
Biological process (GO): poly(A)+ mRNA export from nucleus
Cellular component (GO): cytoplasmic stress granule; nucleus
Molecular function (GO): RNA binding; RNA helicase activity; ATP binding
Source: RefSeq, a predicted model, not a curated record